AUGCCUGGUCCCUCCCGCACGGCGGCCGACCCACCUGCCGCGGCGCCCAUCACGGCGCCGGAGGAGGACGCGCCGCUCCUUACAGAGAAGCGGCUUUUGCUGCUCUCCGGCGCGGCCUUUGUCACGGGAGCAGUCGGUGCAGCGUUGUAUGGCCUCAAACGACGGCCGUUUGCGCAGCACAUCGCCUGGGACGACGUCGCGGCACCUACCACGACGCCGUCUACUGGCACCGCGCCUCGCGCCUCGCCCAUGGCAGUGCUGGCGAAGCGCCACCCAGCAUCCACGCCAGGCAGUCCACAUGCGAUGACAGCGGCGGAUACCCAUGACGAGCCGCCUAAAAGUGCGUUGGCCCUCUUCCGUGAAAUGAACAGCAUGAUCUUCACCUCGCUCCGCGAGAAGAAAAAGACGCCAUUGCCUGUAAAGGCCGUGCCUGUAUCACGCGCCCAUACCGCACCCGUGUCGGCUAGCAUAGGCGCCCUCUCGCGCCAUGUACCUGCAGGCCCUGCCGCGGCCUUGCGUGGUACGACGGCGGCCAAGCCGGACGAGGCCGAGGACGAGGCGGACGAUAGCGCUACUAUGGCCAUCAAGGCAUUUUCUGUGGCCACAGGGAUCGUCGGCACAGGUGCCCUGGUCGCGGCGCUGAUCAUUCGGUACACACUCGGUGUAAAGACACUCCAGGAGUUUACCGACAAAAUGCAUGAGCUCAUGCCAUCGGUCGGACGACAAUCGUCCAUGGCCCGCUACAUUCCCGCUGUGCCUUUGCCUGCAUCUGAAGAAGCGGUGACGCAGCCCGCGAGAGAACUCUCACACGACGAACUGAUUCAUCGGCUGGAUCAUACAGACGACCCAUUGGAAUGGCUACGUAUCGCCCGUGCGCAGCUGGACGCAGAACUGGCGGCGCAUGAAGCACGCCGCGAAGCACGUCGUCGUCAACGUAUUGUAGCUACAGAAUCGUAA
Messenger RNA from Malassezia pachydermatis, 957 nucleotides. RefSeq lists its product as hypothetical. The coding region runs from base 1 to 957 and encodes 318 amino acids. The record is from RefSeq and is a predicted model, not a curated record. Lineage: Eukaryota; Fungi; Basidiomycota; Malasseziomycetes; Malasseziales; Malasseziaceae. The transcript has a single exon.